AUCACAAGCCUGUGGGCGGGACAAAAUAUGAACGAGCGGAGUAUUCAAAACGAAGAUGGCGGUUGAAAAUGGUUCCCUAAACAAUCACAAACUCGAAAGAAAGGAGACAAAAUGCAGUGUGUUUAUCAGUCAGGAGAAGUCAAACCAGCCUGUCAUCUUUAACCCGGACUUCUUCGUGGAGAGGCUGAGAUAUGAACAUCCACAUGCAUUCACGGAGUUGGUACUUAGCAACAUCACUCGACUGAUCGAUCUGCCAGGGGACGAGUUUGCCCAGCUCACUGGAGAGUCGGAACCUAGAGUACCCGCAUCCAGCGGGUUUCUACGCUCCUUUAACUUCCUGAGACGGAAAGACAAAGGAGUUGUUUUUGGUGCACCGUUAACUGAAGAAGGAAUAGCACAGAUCUAUCAGCUCAUUGAAUACCUGAAUAAAAACCUUCAUGUGGAGGGGUUGUUCCGUGUGCCAGGCCACAGUUUGAGGCAGGCAGCCCUGAGGGAGAUGCUGAAUACUGGGGCAGAGAUAGAUCUAGAGACAGGCGAUUUCCACCCCAAUGAUGCUGCAACAUUGCUCAAGGCCUACCUGGGAGAGCUUCCAGAGCCUCUGCUGACACACAGACACUAUCUUGCUCACCUGAAGAUUGGAGAGUUGACUUGCUUUGACGAUAAGGGGGAUAAGACAAAUGUGCCAGAUAAGGAACGCCAGAUUGAGGCGUUUCAGCUCCUGUUUAUGCUGCUCCCACCUGCCAACCGGAGCUUGUUGAAGUUGUUGUUGGAUUUACUGCACAACACUGCUCGCAGUCAGCACAUUAACAAGAUGUCUGCUAUCAAUUUAGCCAAGAUGUUUGCUCCACACAUCAUCUGGCCCAAAAAUGUAAUGGCAAGUGAUCUUCAGGGAGACAUAGAUAAGCUGAAUAAUGGCAUAGCAUUCCUUAUUAGGCACUCACAAAAACUGUUCAAGGCACCGGUGUAUAUCAAAGAAUAUGCCCGCUUAUACUUCACAGGAUCAAAAGUUCUUCAGUCAAAUGAUGACUCGACUCUCUGUUCUGGGGCCAAAGAGGGCCCAGUGGCUGCGGUAACAGAGGGCCCCCCUUCUCCCUCCAUAACAGUCACAUCUGAUACUCAGAGUUACACUGAAUCAGCCCUCAGAGAGCUGUACCAGCAGGUCAACAACAUGCCAGAGUCUGCCAAAAAGAAAAAACUCAUUAGACAGAUUGAGAAACAGCCUUUACCGACACCUCCAGCAGACUCUCGGGCACCAUUCAGCAGGAAACACUGGCGUUCACGUUCUUUUGGUGGGAUAAUAAAGAAGAAAGUAUUCGGCAGUCAAAUGUUAACAGAGAAAGAAAACAGCAGACCACAGAAUCGUCCGCCCAGCUGCUCUGCUGAUGGACAGGUAAAAGAAAGCACCAGCUGUGCAGCAGAUUAAUUGUCCGUGAAAGGAUAUCCUCCUCACAACUUGGGACUAAAGGAUCAUCUCGAGGCACAAACAGGUGUAUUGUACUGUUUUCUUUACAUGCCAUGUUUCGAUCGGCUGCUUUGCUUUUUUUACUUUUUUUAUUUACACAUUUUUUUCUAGAUAUUUUGUUACAAAGUUUGAGACUUUGAGGUCAAGAAUCUCCAUCUUUUUCUCAGUUUCUGUCUUUUUGUUUCUCAGUUCAGCAAAGAUAGUUGGAGUGAGAGUGCUGAUAUGUUCUUUUUUUAUUUUAUUUUCUCACUUCAGUUUAACACUUUUCAAGAGUUACUUAUUCAAGAGUCUUACUUUCCUUGUUCACUGAGGAUGUUCUGUAUUAUGUAGUGUAUUUGCACUGGUGAAUUUCAGGGUGCUUAGCCUUGUGAUUGUUUAUUUUGAAAAGCGUGUUGUAUUUAUUUUUCAUUGGUCUUCUGGAUGCUUUCCUUCUGAAUGGAUCUGAUCGGUAUAGGACAUUCAAUGUGAAAUGUGAUAUGCAAAUUUUUCUAUUUAAAUGUUAAAAUUGCUUGUAAGUUGUAAUACGUUUAAGUUGGACCUGGUCAGUGAAAACCAGUGAUUUAAUCCAAAAUGUGCCUUAAAGUGAACAUAUCUAAAGGUUUUAUUUGACACCAGGAUUUUCUUUCCGUUGUAACUUAUUUUACAUGUUAAUAAAAUAAGGAAGUAAAUACUAUGAAAAUGAAGGGAGGCACUGCAUGAAAGGCCAGUGGAGUGUGCGUACUUAUGUGUUUGUUUCACUUUAGCCCAAAUCCUUCAUGACACUGUGAUCCCUCAAACUACUGCUUUAAACUGAAUCUUGGUUUUCUGGGGUUCAUCUUUAGACCUUAUACCUGGUUUGGAUUCUUAUGUAACACUGGGUUUAUAGCUUUAUAUGCAUUCAUUUUUUUUACCUUUUAUAGUUUUUUUUUUUUUUUUUAAACAGUUUUUAAUGUUCCUACUAUGCUUUUAUCUAUUUUUUUUUUUUUUUUCAGUGAGUGGUUGAAUGCAAAUUAAGAUAAAUCUCUCACUUGCCGUCUGCUGUAACUGGUAAUCCAGGUAUUUUUCUGGAAGAGUUUUGGCUACAACCACUUUUUACCUUAUUUGUCUUACUCCUUGAGUAAUACUCACUUUGCAGUGCUGUUACAGUUUAACUCCGUGACAGUUGCUGUACAGUCAGGCUGACUAUGAAAACUGAUGGAGGUGGUGCUGCUGUGAAGCUAUGCAACUCAAUGUAAUUAAAAGACAUCA
Archocentrus centrarchus (flier cichlid) is the source of this 2689-nucleotide messenger RNA. Its product is annotated as rho GTPase-activating protein 19-like. The coding region runs from base 56 to 1423 and encodes 455 amino acids. The record is from RefSeq and is a predicted model, not a curated record. NCBI's taxonomy places the organism in Eukaryota, Metazoa, Chordata, Actinopteri, Cichliformes, Cichlidae. Gene Ontology annotation, cellular component: cytoplasm. The transcript is spliced from 11 exons. Gene Ontology annotation, molecular function: GTPase activator activity. Gene Ontology annotation, biological process: regulation of small GTPase mediated signal transduction; signal transduction.